CAGUUCGCGCGGAGCGACGGUUCAGGGCGGUCGAGUCGGUGCGGACGAGCUGUGCGGAGUGCGGACUGACAGUGCGGGAGAGCUGUGCGGACAGACAUUGCGGACUUCUUGUUCGACAAAUAGUCGGAACCGUUUUAUAAAGCGGAAUAGCACCACUGAAGUGCCAUUUUUUACUCACUGAGCUUACUGAAAGGAUAGCGGUGUGAGAAGCGGCGGCGGUGUCCAUAUUGAUCGCUUUUGAAGACACGAGUUAGUUGAAGAAGAAACCACGAUGUUUCACAUGGAUCCAACCACUACCGACCUGCCUCUCCACUCUCCACUCAUGAAUACCGGCGUGUGUAACGGGGACAUUAUGAUCCUCGCGGGAAACUCGCACCCCGCGCUGGCCCAGCUGAUCGCAGAGAGGCUGGAUCGUAAGCUGGUGGAAAUCCAGAUCGGAAAGUUUGCCAACAAGGAGACUCAGCUGGAGAUAAUGCACUCGCUUCGCGACCGAGAUGUCUAUAUCUUGCAGACAGGAGGGAUCAUGGACGUCAACAACUCCAUCAUGGAGCUGCUGGUGAUGGCUUACGCCUGCAAGACGUCCUCAGCUCGCAACAUCAUCGGCGUGAUCCCCUACCUGCCGUACAGCAAGCAGUCCAAGAUGCGGAAACGGGGCUGCAUUGUCUCCAAACUGCUCGCCAAGAUGAUGUGCAAAGCGGGUCUGACGCACAUCAUCACGAUGGACCUCCAUCAGAAGGAGAUCCAGGGAUUUUUCGACUGCCCCGUGGACAAUCUGAGGGCGUCGCCGUUCCUGCUCAACUAUAUCGUCGAACAGAUCCCCGACUACCGCAACUCCGUGAUUGUGGCCAAGGACCCGGCCUCCUGUAAGAGGGCCACCUCGUACGCCGAACGACUUCGCGUCGGAAUUGCCGUCAUCCACGGCGAGGCCAAGACGCGUUUCGAUGACGACUACGAGGACGCGGACGAAGACGGCGAUGACGGCCGUACGUCACCGCCGCCGCUGCCGGCCAGGCAGCAGGGCCGCCUGCACUCGUCCGUCUCCAUGUCGUCGUUUAUGGAGCGCUCCGAGCCUGGCGCCGAGCCCGGCCCCGUCACGGCCGCUGCCGCCGCCGCCGCCGCCCUGCGCCGCGGCCGCCCCCGCCUCCGUUCAGCGGCCUCCGUCUGCUUCGGCGAGGUGGACCCGUCCCGCAUCAUGUCGGUUGGAGUCACCGGCGUACCGAUGCAGGCUGCCAAGGAGAAGCCGCCCAUCUCUGUGGUCGGCGACGUCGGUGGCAGGAUCGCCAUCAUGGUGGAUGACAUGAUCGACGAUGUGCGCUCGUUUGUGGCCGCCGCUGAGAUGCUGAAGGAGCGUGGCGCCUACAAGAUCUACGUGAUGGCCACGCACGGACUGCUGUCGGCCGACGCGCCGCGCCUCAUCGAGGAGUCGGCCAUUGAUGAGGUGGUGGUGACCAACACGGUGCCGCACGACGUACAGAAGAUUCACUGCCACAAAAUCAAAACGGUCGACGUCAGCAUCCUGCUCUCGGAGGCCAUCAGGCGUCUGCACAACAAGGAGAGUCUCAGCUAUCUGUUCAGGAACAUCACCAUGGAGGAUUAGAUGCGCUAGAGAGCGAGGGCUAGUGAAAGAGGGGAUUGGAGUGCGAGGUAUAGGGGGAGGAAGAAGAGAAAUGUGAGGACUUGUCUGCUACCGGAAAUCGACGAACGCAGGGAAAUAAGAGAGAGGAAGGUAGCGAGACAGUAAAAAAGGAGGAGAGUGGAGGGCAGUGUAGAAAGAUGAGAAUCGUUUAUGAGAGAGUGGUAGAGAGAACAGGGCGAGGUCGCCAGAGGGUAUUCGCUACUCGUUUGAAGUGGAUAUGGCUGUCACUAGAUGACGCCAUCUGUGUAACUGGAGAAAAUGAAAAGGCUGUUGUAUUUGUGCGCGGCUUGCCGUAUGUCGGGGUAGGACUAGGGGAUGUUGCCAGAUUUGACAGGUGUCACUCACAGUUGGAAGUGCCGGAUUCUGGACUUCACGCUAAGUAUACGAUCUUAAGUAUCGAGUUCUAAAUUCCUCAGAGUAUUGAGCAUUUCAGAUAGAUCGAAAACCAACCGUCAAGUGCCAGUAAAAAAAAGUGGAUCGAGUUGCAUGCGAACAUUCAUGUUUGGGAAAUAUCGGCCGUAAUUGACUCGUUAUGAUAUGAUCGAGAGGUAGUUGGACCCCAUAAAACGAGCCCGUUGGAACAUUGGAACUCGGCCAGGUGUUAGGGGGGUGUAGGUGGAAUCCCGUGAGGAUCCAAUGGGAUAGACUGGACUCCGUGAGAGUCCUGUAGGGUUAGUGGGACUUCGCUAGGAUCCAGUGGGAUCUGUAGGACUCCUGGAUCGAUGGGAUCAUUUGUAAGAGCACUUGGUCCUCUGAUUGGGAAGAACAGUUGACAUGUAGCGAUGUCCUGUGCAAUAGGCGAGCUAGGCAACGAUCACCAUCGGUUCUGACUGCGAGUGGUGCCAUAUAAUUGUGGCGACAAAUUGUGUCAGUAAAUUUCAAUGCAAGGCUGUUUUGCGGGAGGGUGAUGGUUGAAAAUGAGGUAGUGCCAUUAUUGACAAUAUUCCUGAUAUUUGUAUGUCGGGCAUCAGUGAAACUGUGGUCAUUUGUGACGAUGUCGUACGCGUACGUUGUCUGGGUAAAUGCGUUAGGUUAGAUGCACGCGUAUUAUGUUACAUGUACUCUCUCACCAUUUGCCUGACUUUUGUUACAUUUGAUUAUCUGUCUACGGGGUAUUGUGUCUGUAUCGGUAGCUUAGUGACAACUUGUACUCGUUAUGUGUUCUUUAUAACCGUACUAGCGGGCAGACAUACGCUUGGAAGUCUUAGAACUGCUUAGCUUCUGUGCACUGGCGAUUCGAUGCCGAGCAAAAAUGUCGCAUGUUAUUCUCCUCGUGUCUUGUUUCCGCUAUGGUACAUCUAACUAAUAAAUGUAUAAUUUCUA
Messenger RNA from Amphibalanus amphitrite, 2959 nucleotides. RefSeq names its product phosphoribosyl pyrophosphate synthase-associated protein 2-like. The coding region runs from base 272 to 1597 and encodes 441 amino acids. Gene Ontology annotation, molecular function: magnesium ion binding; ribose phosphate diphosphokinase activity. Gene Ontology annotation, cellular component: ribose phosphate diphosphokinase complex; cytoplasm. The record is from RefSeq and is a predicted model, not a curated record. NCBI's taxonomy places the organism in Eukaryota, Metazoa, Arthropoda, Thecostraca, Balanomorpha, Balanidae. The transcript is spliced from 11 exons. Gene Ontology annotation, biological process: 5-phosphoribose 1-diphosphate biosynthetic process; purine nucleotide biosynthetic process.